GCGGGCGCGCGUUGCCCGGCAGCCGCAGCCUAUGGGGGCGCGGGGCGCGGUCACGUGCGCAGCCCCGCUCGGCGCUGCGGAGCCGGAGGAGCCGGACGGGGCCGCGGAGCCGGGACGGGGCCGCGGGGCAGCGCCGGGGCCGGCGCCGAGCGGGGUGAACUAGAGAAAGUGACUCCCAGAGCACCUUGGCUGUAUGAACUCCUGAGCUGUCAAGGGACUGAGAGGCUUAUGAAGAGGUUCUGUCAGGCAAAACAGUGCUUAGCAAAGACACCAAGGAGGAGGGAAAAGGAGAAAGGGAGGGAGAGAGAGCUGAAACACUAACAAACCAUGAGAUCGAUCCGAUCUUUUGCUAACGAUGACCGCCACGUAAUGGUGAAACACUCAACCAUUUAUCCAUCUCCAGAGGAGCUUGAAGCUGUCCAGAACAUGGUCUCAACAGUGGAAUGUGCCCUUAAGCAUGUGUCUGACUGGAUGGAUGAAAAGAACAAGUCUGCGAAGUGUGAGGGUGAUGUGGAAGCCAAGGAGGAAGCUGCAGAAGGCACUGCCAAGGACCAAGGUGGUCGGACGUUAUGUGGCGUUAUGAGAAUUGGCCUGGUUGCAAAGGGCUUGCUGAUCAAAGAUGAUAUGGAUCUGGAGCUGGUUCUCAUGUGCAAAGAAAAACCCACAAAGACCUUGUUAAGUAUUGUUAAAGACAAUCUCCCAGCUCAAAUUCAGAAACUUACAGAAGAGAAAUAUCUGGUGGAGGAGCAUGUAAAUGAGGCAGCUAUUGUUAUCCAUAACACAAAGGAGCCCAAGCUCACUUUGAAGGUGAUACUCACAUCCCCUCUCAUCCGAGAUGAAGCAGAGAAGAAGGAAGGAGUAGAUAAUGUUGCGAUGAAAGAUCCUCCGGACUUAUUGGACAGGCAGAAAUGCCUGGAGGCCUUGGCGUCUCUGCGGCACGCCAAAUGGUUUCAGGCCAGGGCAAAUGGACUAAAAUCAUGUGUAAUUGUCCUGCGUAUUCUGCGAGAUUUGUGCAACAGAGUCCCCACAUGGGCACCGCUGAAAGGCUGGCCACUCGAGCUUAUAUGUGAAAAAUCUAUAGGUACUUGUAAUAGACCUUUGGGCGCUGGGGAAGCCUUGCGACGAGUGAUGGAGUGUUUGGCAUCUGGAAUUCUGCUUCCUGGGGGCCCGGGGCUGCACGACCCCUGCGAGCGCGAGCCCACGGACGCUUUGUCUUACAUGACAGUUCAGCAAAAAGAAGCCAUUACACACAGUGCUCAGCAUGCACUCAGAUUAUCAGCCUUUGGGCAGAUCUAUAAAGUUUUGGAAAUGGAUCCCCUCCCAUCAAAUAAAUCAUUUCAGAAAUAUUCCUGGUCAGUAACUGACAAAGAAGGUACAGGCUCAUCUGCUCUGAAGAGACCGUUUGAAGACAGUGUUGGAGAUGAUAAAGAUCCAAAUAAAAAGAUGAAGCGUAAUCUGAGGAAAAUACUAGAUAGUAAAGCAAUAGAUCUCAUGAAUGCUCUGAUGAGGCUGAACCAAAUCAGGCCAGGGCUUCAGUAUAAGCUGCUGUCACAGUCUGGUCCAGUCCAUGCCCCAGUCUUCACAAUGUCUGUAGAUGUUGAUGGUACGACUUAUGAAGCAUCAGGACCUUCUAAGAAAACAGCCAAGCUCCAUGUGGCAGUGAAGGUUUUACAAGCGAUGGGGUAUCCAACAGGUUUUGAUGCAGAUGUGGAGUGUGUAAGUUCUGAUGAAAAAUCAGAUACCGAAGGUAAAAACGAAACGUCUUCAAUCUCAAGCAAUAAUAAUACUGGAAAUUCCACAGCUGACACCUCCGCUACCCUAGAGGUAAGAACUCAGGGUCCCAUCCUCACAGCAAGUGGCAAAAACCCCGUGAUGGAGCUCAAUGAAAAGAGGAGAGGUCUGAAGUACGAGCUCAUUUCUGAGACGGGAGGAAGCCACGACAAGCGCUUUGUGAUGGAGGUAGAAGUAGAUGGACAGAAGUUCCGAGGUGCAGGCCCAAACAAGAAAGUAGCAAAAGCAAGUGCUGCAUUAGCAGCACUUGAAAAACUGUUUUCUGGACCUAAUGCAGCAAAUAACAAGAAAAAGAAGAUUCUUCCUCAGACUAAAGGGGUUGUCAAUACAGCUGUUUCUGCAGCAGUCCAGGCUGUUCGAGGCAGAGGACGAGGUGCUUUAACACGAGGGGCAUUUGUUGGGGCAGCUGCUGCUACUGGAUACCUAACACCAGGCUAUGGAGCACCAUACGGAUACAGCACAGCGGCACCAGCCUACGCCAUAUGCACUUGUAUAAAAUAAGCAGAAAUGUAGUGACUGUAAGCUGAGAUCGUGAUAUAAAAGCAAUAAAUGUGAGCAGCUUUAACGUACCAUCUCUGAUCCAGUCCUGGCAAUGUUCCUUGGAGAGUGAGUGUAGCACUCCCUGUUUUUUCUGCCACCAACUCACUGAAACGAAGUCCCUUGCUUCAUUUGCAGUUCUGCAUCUGUACUUCUGAGCCAGUCUAGAGGUGGGAUUGCUGAACAUCUCUCUAAAUCUGUAUAAACAAUAAGACAGUAUUUCAGUCUUUACUCAGACAAAAUUACAAAUUUCCUUCUGCCUCUUGUGCUCAGUAUACCAAGAUAUGCUCACUCAGUAUUAGAACUUCUUGCCUUUAGCUAAAUUCUAAGACAGUUGCCUGUUACUUAAUGAAGGGAAAACUGUCCCAGGCUCACGGAGUUCCAAGGCACAAAGCAGCUUACAAAAACAGCUCCCAUUUCCGGUGGCUCUGGGAAACAGCGCAGGAGCUCAGCUGCUGUGGAUUCCUUUGGAUACACCAUGAGAUGUGUAAAUAUGAAAUUCAGAUUGUUGUUCUCAGCCAUGAAGCUGACUAGGACCUCGCCUCUCUGGCAUCAAAAGAAUGAAAAUGAGCCCUGUGCUGGGCACACUGAGGAGUUCUGUUAGGAACGGCUAUUCUGUCUCAAAAAACAGUAACUCAGCUCAAAUGUUCAGCACACACACCCUCUUGGGCUUCCUGCUGAAUAAUCCAGUGAAAAAUGAGAUAUUUUAUUGACUUGUUUAAAGCAGAGCAGAGAGACAGGGUAGCUGAAUCCGCUGUCUUGGUACAGGAGACAGCUUGUCUAAUGGCUUGCUGGUUUCAUUCCACUGGAGUGGAAAUUCUGCUAAAGUCAUUUUAGAGCACUUCACCAGAGAAACCCAGCACUGAGGUCCUGUGCCUGUGGGCCACAGGAGCAGUUUCACAUGCACUUCCUUUUGAAUAUGAACUAUUUAAGCUAGUGGUUAAGUAUUUGGCAUUAAGAGGAAUGUCAUCGCUAAAGUGUUUUAUUACUUAACCGCAGAGUGAUGUCUCCUUAGCUUUAUUUGUGUCAUCUGAAUCCAUACCUAUUUAUGUCCAGGUAUUCUGGUGCUUGCUUUUUCUGCUCAUAGAUACAGGAUUCACUUUUUGUAACUGACAUGUGAGGUAAUACAAAAGCACAACUAGGACACGUCUGCCUGUUCCUGUGUCCAGCCCUCUCUCUGGGGUUUCCUGGGAGAAAGGGGCUCUUCCUCACACACUGGUCUGUGUAGGCAAGGCAGUGCUUUGCGGUGAGUGCUAUGAGUUAGGUAAAAGUUCAUCACACAGUAAGGGUAAAUUCAGUAAAGUGGAGUUUUUUCUCCAGUUCCUGAGAGUGCGUGAAACAUUCAGACCACAUAGUUUACCUUGAUGUUACUGAGGAGCUGAAUGUCCAAAAGUAGUGUGUGGAGAUGUGCAGUUCUAAAGCAUAUCUCUUAUUUUGGAUGUUGUUUUAUCUUGUAUUUGGUGCCUUAACUCUGUACAAUUUAAGGUCAUAUAUACUGUACCACAGGUAGUUUAGUAGUUGUGUACUUGAAAAGAACCCACUAAGCCUAGUCUAUAGAAACUCUUGUACACACUGAAGCCUUCUCAGGGGGAGUACUCGUCCAUGUUUAAUUAAUAAUCCACCAAGAAGUGAGAGUUAUGAGAAUGUAAAGAGCAUUUAAAAAUUUUAACUGCAGAGAAUGAAUUUAUCUGAGACUGAAUUUAUCUGAUUUCUAACUUCAAAGGUUUGAGGCAGUAAGAUAAUUAAAGUUGCAGUCUCUUCAGUGCUGUGUAAGUAAACAACUUAAAAAUGUUUUCUCACCAGCCAGAACUGCAUGUUUGUGAAAACCUCUGGACUCUUAUCUCUACUAGAAUAAAUAACACUUAAUUUUAAAAGGCAUUAAUUGAAUGUAACUGGCUAUCCUGCAUUGGUUAGUACAAGAGAGUUGGAAUGAGUAAGAGCUGCAGUUUGUUUUUAAAUAAUUAAACUUAAGCCUCAUUCAUGCCCCUAACUAGGAUCUAGAAGCUCCAGCUGCUUUAUGCUGCUUUGCAGUUCAUGAGGUGUAGUGCAGCAUCAGCCUGAACACAGGAUUUCUGAGUACAUCUGCUUCUGGCAGGAUACACUGAGGCAAGGGGGAGAAGAGAGAACAACAGAAGCAGAAUGUCCUUCUCCAGUUUUUAUGAUAGAAGUUGGAGGGAAAGUUGCACUGCCUUUUCCAAGCCCAUUAGGAGAGCCUGUGGUAAAACCAGGAGGUUUAUAUGUGCUGGGGAAAGCCUUGUGAGCAGGGGGAGCUGGGGCUGCUUUUUCAAUAGUUAGUGAGAAAUUAGGUAAGAGGUUUAAGCUAUCCAUCCAGCUGGUUAACAGCUGCUAAUGAUGUUGCUACAGGAGAUGAAUUUAUUUUUUCUGUUCAGCAAACAAGUCCAGGAUUGCUGGUUUUCCAGAGGAUGAAUGCAAGAAAUCCAGUGGAUUGAUUCUGUUUCCUGAUGCAGCCCUACCAAAACCAGGGAGAUAGUUCCAGGCAGUGCACAGAGCAUGCAGUUGAAUUCUGGGAGGCAAAGGAGUACAAGUAUUUUCCUCAGAAGGAGUAGUUAUUUCUGCAAUGCCCAGUGUUCUAGAUGAGCUGCCUUUACAGAGGAGCAUGGUAACAAGGGAAAGCAGACACUGCUCCCACAAUGACCUGUGUAAUGUACAUAUUUCAGGUCACCAAUACUGGUGUUAACUUCUUAUGACAAAGUAGGUUCAUCUUACCAGCAAAGUGUAUUUUGACAUUCUAUCCACUUCUAUUUUUUAAGCUAAAGGGGAGUUAAUCAUAGCACUCAUCUGUUUCGAAAGGAGUAGAGCAGAAGGUAAGUUUUAACUUCAUACUUUGAAGCUGCUAUGAAUAGAUUAACAGUGUUCCAUGGAAACAACUGAUGUACUUUACUUUCUUCGAGUUUAGUUUCUGUGUUCUUGCAAAAGCACAAGCUUGCGUAAGCGUAAUCAAUAAAAGUUACUCAGGGUACUGCAUCAUCUCAGCAGCGGACACUAACUGCAUCUUAAGUCAACAGGCACACAUAAAUCAAGCUUAAUUAAGAGGAACAGGACAUCUUGGCAAGUUUUGCUUUACUACUGGCACUGCUACAAUUUAAUGAUCUAUGCAUACCGAAAUGUGUGUAUUGCUGCACUCCCAAUAGAUUGUGAGUCUUGUAAGGGUGUCCUGUAAAGUAACAAAGUCAGGGGAAGAGAGACAGGAUUUAUUCUUCUGUCAUUAUUUUCACAAAGAACUGUUUCCAAGCAGAUGGAAAGCCAUUCUGCUCAAAGGAGAAUAACGGUGGGCUAGAGAACAGCAUGCAGAGCAGUACAGCUUUUGAAAAGUUAGUGAUCCUAUGAACUUAAUUAUGAAAAUUCUGAUUUGCAGUACAGAGUCUUUCCUGUGUUUUUAAACUCGUAUCACUGCUUCCCUGCUCAAAAUAGCAGGACAAGUGUAGUUUUCUAGUAACAUCUAUUGCAUGGAAAUGCACAUGCACUGGAAGAAAAGGGAGGCUGUACUGCAGAGAGCACAUUCAACUACAGAGCCAUUCUCUGGGCAAUGCUGCAUAAUUUAGGAGUGGGUAACCAUGCCUUCAGGGACAACAUGACACAGAGCAGAUGGUUGAGAAAAAAAGUCACAGAAAAAAGCCUCCAAGCUUUGUCCAGUCAUACAUUUACCCCUCCCCGCAAAAGGGGACAGGUACAUUCAUACACGCAAAUGAGUUAUCUGUCAGGAAUCACAGAGGUCCUUAAGGACAAAUGUUUUGUGGAGCCAGUCUCCUUUUGGACAGAAAAAGGAGGAAGUUGACUCUGUCUUCCAGUUCCAAGGUGCAGUGUCUUAUUUCUCAUCCUAACCCUAUGUCAAUAUUUAUUGAUCAAACUGACUAAGCUUUUUAGGCCGACCAGCUCUCUACGAAGCAAUUCUGUUCUCUUGAGCCUCUGCAGGGGCCAGUAACUGGUGCUUAACUACUGCUUCCACUGCGGAAUGUCACCGUCCUCCAGCUGCCCCAGAGCCAGGCUGGGACACUCGCACUUCUCAGAGAGCAACACUGCUGGGGGUGGGUCUCUCCAAAGCACUGAAGUACUACAGCAGAGCAAGUCCCAGGGGGCUGCAUGCUUUUUAAACUCCUGUCCAGUUCUGAGUGACAAAGCUGAGCAUGAAACCUGUACUGCCAAAUGGACCAGCCCCUUGCUGAGAAGGGCAUCAAGGGGAAGCAGUCUCAAGUGGAGAUUUUGAGGAAAGGCCGGUGCUUUCCAAGGCCAACUCACAGGCCUUUUUUACUGGUUGAAUUUCCACCCACCAAAAAUCACCAUCAGCCAAAUCAAUUAAAAUUGCUGCUAAUUUGGGGUAAAAUAUCACCUUUGUGUAACCCAAAUCACCACCAUCCAGGCUCUAAAGAAUUCAGGAGGCAGAGCCCUUCUGACAGGAAAUCUGGCAGUGCAGUCUGAUGUGACUUUUCUGAUGAUAAUUACUUCUCCAAGACAAGGAAAAGACAGGGGCAGUGCUUUGGGGCAGUGUUUCAUGCUCAGCAAGUUUGUAGAGGGAAGGAAUGCAAUUCUAUAAAUCACUUGUACUGUAUUUGUUUCUAGACUUGAAUGAAUUUCACUUUUCCUUUGUGAGUCAGCGUAUUAAACCUUAAAGAAAAGGUCUAUUUUUCUAAAUCUCUUUCACCAAUAGAGGUCUGACCUGCAGCCAAGAGAUGGAUUUAUUUAUCCACAGAGGACGGAGUGUUUUGUUUUUGAACUAAGAUUGGAUAUAGCAUUGAAUAAAAAGAAGUACGACCUAUAAGCUAUCUAAACUUUAAAUACUAUGAACAAAUUCCACAAAUGAGUAAUACAGUGGACGAUUCCAUCUUUCUUCCCAAUAAGUCUCUCUCAAAGAAGUUACCCAGAAUUGAACUUUCAAAUGAAAUACAAGAGAUCCUUGUGGUCUAAUUACAGACUACUUUCAAAAUGCUUCCGUUUUCUCCCCAUUUGUAAUCAGUAGAGAACAAUGAUGACUGAACUAUUCCCAACUAUAAAUGAAGCAAUUUCAAAUAAAGUAAUCUGGCAACAACCAUGGCUAUUUAUAGCACUAAAAAUCUAAUUUCAACAUUCAAAUUCUCUUAAUUUGGUAGCAGUUGAGUGGGAAGAAAAAUAACUGCACAGCAAAUUUUAAAUUGAGCUGUAUCUACUCACUGGCCAAAAAAGCCUGCAAAUGUAAAGGGAACGCUCUCUGUACCUUCAGUUGCUUCCUCCUGUGCUGCUGUACCCCGUACACUUGGCUUCAUUUGGCUUCUGUGCUGUGGUUUGUACGCCAGCCACUGUUACUGACUGUACACGACACGAUCUGCACUGUACUCUCGGGUCAUUUCCACUGGUUGUAACCCAACGCUACAGACUUCUCUGUAUAUAAACCAGAACCAUGUCCCAUUUGCUUCCAAUAGCUCCAAUAAAGACUCAUCUCUGUGAACAGGAA
Molecule: messenger RNA, 7774 nt
Organism: Prinia subflava (tawny-flanked prinia)
Lineage: Eukaryota; Metazoa; Chordata; Aves; Passeriformes; Cisticolidae
Gene: STRBP
Product: spermatid perinuclear RNA binding protein
Exons: 19
Coding region: 328-2292 (654 amino acids)
Cellular component (GO): precatalytic spliceosome
Molecular function (GO): double-stranded RNA binding; single-stranded RNA binding
Source: RefSeq, a predicted model, not a curated record